GAACUCUCUAAGCAUAAUACUUAACUACUUAAUAUACUUAACUACUUAAUAGCUACUAAACUAAUAGACAAGUACUUAACUAAACUUAAGUAAACAUAUCUCAGCUAAUAGACAAGUAUAUACCCAGCAGGAGUAGUCAGUUUAUAGAGCACGUACAUGGCAUCUCCCUAUAACGAAGUCAAGCCAACGUCGCUUGGGAAGUCUCGAAGAAAAUUAGCCAAGAAGUCGAAUUCCAGUGUCAGUUCUCGUGUGGAUGGUCGACCUGGGUCGUUAAGAAGCGAGGAAGAAUCUACUAGUAAUAAUUCACAAAGUACAGAGGCUCCUGUUUCUUCUUCACCACCAGUAACAUCAACAACCCCAGAUGCGGGACAAUGGCCUCAAGCAUUACAAGAAUUUGUUAGUAAUAGCUUUAUUAGAGCUAAUUCAAUAUUAACAGAAUAUCAAAAGGGAGAAUUUAAUAAACAAUUACAGUAUCUUAUAGAGAGAGCAUUUGCCACGGGUACAUUAUUUACGAAUAAUUGGAAUCAACAGAAAAUUCCCAUACUAGAUAAUGUACCCUUGGCAUUGCAUGUAGAGACCAUUAAUAAUAUUCAACCGGUACAAUCAAUUCAAUCAGUUCAACCAACAAACACCUCAUACCUUCCCACAAAGAGACUAGACUAUUCAUCAUUGAAUGAAUCACGGACUAGUGAUUUUGAAUCAAAGAAACGUAAGAAGCAACGUUUAGAACGGUUUGAGACUCCACCUCCCAAACUAAGUCCAUCUACAUCAAAUUCAAAUUCUAAUACUACUACAAUAGUAGGAAGAUGUCAGGAUUUGGAAAAGAACUAUUUAAGACUUACAUCGGAGCCAGACCCUAGUAGGGUUAGACCCCAAGCAGUUUUGGAGAAGAGUGUCAAAUUUGUUCUUAAUAAAUAUUCUGAAAAUAAAACUUAUUCCUAUAUUAUUAACCAAUUUAAAUCUAUAAGACAAGAUUUAACAGUUCAACAUUUGAAAAAUGACUUUGCAAUCUAUGUGUAUGAGCUUAAUGCAAAGAUUUCUCUAGAGAAUGGAGAUUUAGGAGAAUUCAAUCAAUGUCAAUCUCAAUUAAAAUAUUUAUAUUAUUUAAAAAGAGAAAAGGAUUCCAAAUUAAAUAACAAAUUCUUUAGAUGGGAAGCUGAAUUAUUAGUUUAUCGUAUAAUUUAUAUGUUAAUAACUAAUAAUCAUAGUGAAAUGUCAAAAUUAAAAUUUUCAAUUUUACAUACUUAUAAUAAUUUUGAAAAAACUGAAAAAGAGCAAACCAUCUUUGAAUUUAUAAAAAUAAUCUUUGAAUUACAUCUGGAUAUACUUUUAGGUAAUUAUCAUCAUUUUUUUAAGAUUAUUAGGAAUUUAAAAAUUACUGAAGAUUUAACUUUAGCUAUAACUUUAGUAAAGAAUUCCUUAUAUGAAAAGAAUAGAUUAAAAGCAUUACAAACAAUUGUCAAUAGUUAUAAACGAAUAUCUGUCGAUUUCUUAUUAAAGGAAUUGAAUUUUGAACAUUUACAACAAUUUGCCAAGUUUCUUAGUAAUAAUUCUUUAUCAAACUUUUUAAUUAAUGAUGAUAAAGAUUUUGAAUGUACUGGAUCAAAGGCUACAAUUCAUGCCAUUGUUAAUAAACCAAAUUUUAAUAAGGUUGAUAUAAAGGGACAAAUUUGAAGUUAAAAUAUUAUAUUAAUAUUAA
This is a messenger RNA of Scheffersomyces amazonensis, 1699 nucleotides long. RefSeq lists its product as uncharacterized. Gene Ontology annotation, cellular component: nucleus. The transcript has a single exon. Lineage: Eukaryota; Fungi; Ascomycota; Pichiomycetes; Serinales; Debaryomycetaceae. The record is from RefSeq and is a predicted model, not a curated record. The coding region runs from base 157 to 1674 and encodes 505 amino acids.